Molecule: messenger RNA, 1447 nt
Organism: Nymphalis io (European peacock)
Lineage: Eukaryota; Metazoa; Arthropoda; Insecta; Lepidoptera; Nymphalidae
Product: chymotrypsin-like elastase family member 2A
Exons: 7
Coding region: 83-1408 (441 amino acids)
Biological process (GO): proteolysis
Molecular function (GO): serine-type endopeptidase activity
Source: RefSeq, a predicted model, not a curated record
UUCAAUUCGAGACGCGUAAACACAUAUAACGUUUUCAAUUAAAUAUAUUUUAAAUUAAUUAACAAUUAAGCAUAUUAUAAAUAUGAUAAAAUUCGUAUAUUUGUUAAUAUUACUUCUAUCGGAUGUGAUAGCCGAUGACAAUGAUUUUGAUCCAGUUGGGAGCCCAUUGCUCAUUGAAUAUCCCUGUCACGAUACUAAGGACAUUGUCACUUGGUUCGAUCCUGGCUUACCACCAAGGGAGAAAAAUAGGUACUAUGUCAUAAUUAACAAAUAUUUUGCAGCGAAUUCCGUGAUACAAGUGGCUUUUGAUUCGGAUGUGAAUAUUAUGCAUAGACAUCAAAAAAAUAAAAAGCUUGCCAAAAUAUUUGUAGGUACCAACGAGACCCUAACGCUCACUUUUGUCACUCCUCUCAUGGGUUUUGGUUUUAUUGUGAAAGGCGUUGUUCCAGGAACGAAUCCUUAUUUCGAAAGUUUAACUAUAAACGGUGAAGAAGUCUGCAACCAACCAAACGUGGGAUACCUCGAAGAAUACAUAGCAGGUACAUUAGAUAAGGGACCGCAGGGUAAUUGUGGACGCCGUAAGGUAGACCACACUGAAUUGAUAGUAAAAGGUGUUCGUACUAAACCUGGAGAUUGGCCGUGGCACGCAGCAAUUUUCAAGCUUAAAAAUGAAGUAUUGCAAUAUAUGUGCGGUGGAACAUUGAUCUCCAAAAAUUACUUAUUAUCUGCUGGUCAUUGUGUUACUGUAAAAGGGGUUCCAGUAGUACCGAGCGACCUAAACGUUGUCCUUGGAAAGUAUAAUUUGAUUGGAGGUGAUGUUGGAACACAAGAAAGAGAGGUCCACAAAAUAAUCGUACAUGAAAGUUUCAACUAUACGAAUUUAAACAAUGAUAUUUCUCUACUUAAAUUUAAAUCUGAAGCCAUAUUUACUGAUUAUGUUCAACCUGCUUGUUUGUGGUUCAGCAAAGCUGAUAACAACAGAAAUGAUAAUUUGGCUACAGGUCAAAUUUUUGGAACAGUUGUAGGUUGGGGAUAUGAUAGUAACAAUGCUUUGACGCACCAGCUGCGUCAAGCGAAGAUGCCUAUCGUGUCAGAAAAUACAUGCAUAAAAAGUCAUCCUCUAUUUUACGCAAAUGUUCUAAACGGCAACAAAUUCUGCGCUGGAUAUCACAAUGGUACAUCUGCAUGCAAUGGUGACAGUGGAAGCGCUUUCCAGGUCUUCGUUGCUGAUAAAAAGCAAGAUUCUAAUUCAAUCACAACUGGUUCUUGGUACGUUCGUGGUAUCGUAUCUGUCGCAGUUGCGAGUGCUGAUCAUAAGACAUGUGAUCCGAAACAAUACGUCGUUUUCACUGAUGUUGAAAAAUAUAGACUAUGGAUUGAUGCUUAUUUGGAAAACGAAAGAAAUUGAAGAUUUUGUGUCAUAAAUACAUAAUAUUUACUGAUAAAA